Messenger RNA from Argiope bruennichi, 1805 nucleotides. Its product is annotated as CBY1-interacting BAR domain-containing protein 1-like. The transcript is spliced from 3 exons. Bases 1053 to 1490 code for a protein of 145 amino acids. The record is from RefSeq and is a predicted model, not a curated record. Lineage: Eukaryota; Metazoa; Arthropoda; Arachnida; Araneae; Araneidae.
CAUAAUUUUUAUAUCCUGUUGGAUUUCCAUUUUUCUAUCAAAUUAACACAUACGGUUAUUCAUUGAAGAGACGAAGUUAUACACAACUUUUGGUUUACUAUCGAACCAGGCACUUUCAAUCAAAGCUCAAUGGAAAAGUAUUGUCUUCUGUUUUCUUAAACUUUACGAGACAAAAUACUCCAAACAUUCUUGAUCGGAUUUAUAUCCGGUCUUAGCGAUGAUCAUUUUAAUAUUUAUCAAUACAAACUAGUUCAUUUUGGUGCCAGUGGGCAUAUACUCGCAAUAUCUUGUUGAAAUUCCCAUUGUAGGCCUCCUGAAAGCUUCGUAAAUGAUAGCAAAUUGAUCUCCAAUGUCUCUACGUAGUUUUUUUUUUUUUUUUUUUUCGUUACUUGACGACCAUCAAGGAAACCCAAACCUAUCUGGCCAUUUAAGCAAAAUGCAGCUUAAACCACUUUACUGCCGAUCAUAGAAAAUCCUUGGUUUCAAGCGCAAGCCAUGCUAAUACUGGUCAUGCCAUGGUUACGCCGAUACUAAUCAUACUGACAUAAACAAGCCAUCUGGCUUAUCCAAAUUCCACUUUUUUACAUCGCUGAAUAUUACCGUUCGCCACUUUGGUCCAUGUGAGAAAUAUUUUUGAACCCAUUGUAUCCAUUGAAUUUUAUGUUGUGUUUUCAGCGCUGAUUUUUGUUUCAUUUUACGAUAAGCUGUCGUAUUCGUCUCUCGAAUAAGUCGGCGAAUCGUUUCUUUUAAUAUUUUAAUACUAGAAGCACUUUGAAUUUGACGUAAACUCAUUAUCUAAGAGGAUGCUAAUUUCUGAAUUCUUCUGUCAUCGCGUUUGCAUUUACUUAAUACUUUUCUUUUUUCUUAUAAUGUUUUAUUUGUAGUAUAUUUUUAAUUAAUUUUUUUUAUAUUUCUAGGCUGAAAGGGAUUAUAGUCAAGCAAAAAGAGAAGCUACACAGACAGUAACUGAUCUUUCCCAAAAAAUCGAUAAUUUUGAACGCCAAAAAAUUGAAGAUAUAAAGCAUGUAUUUUUGGAAUUGAUCAAAAUUGAAAUGGUAUUUCAUGCAAAAGCAAUUGAGUUAUAUACAACAGCCUACAACACCAUCAAGAACAUAAAAGUCGAUGAAGAUUUAAAAGAAUUUCAAAGCCAUUUUAGAUCCUACUCAUCAACUAUGAACCACACUGAUAAUCCAGCUACUGAUUUACGUGAUAUUAUGAUGAAUCCAUCCACUUCUCGACAAGCAGAUAUGAUAUUAACAGAACAGAAUCAAACAAUUGAUGAUGUUGAAAAUUCUACAAAUAUUAGUUCAAAAUCUUAUACCGAUAGUAAGACAUCUAAUCAUACUCCAGAUAGCAGCAGCAUUAUAUCUCCAACAAAAAAAAUUCAGAAAUUAUCAAAAACUGAUCAAAUAAAUAAGCAGUCGGCUUCAUUUUCAAGUAUUGGUAGUUCUGUUAGAUCGAAAUUUGAUUUCGGAGAUCAUUGUCUUUAAGAAGAUUGUCUAACUAAAAAUUACAGUAUUAGUUUGAAUCAUGAAUGAGCAAAAAUGUUCAUUAUUAGUCAUUUUAUAUAUAUUUUAUUUUAUGGUAUGUUGAAUUUUUGUUAGAUUAAUAUUGAUUUUUUUUACAUGUACUUAAUCUCUAGUCGUUGUUAAUUAAUUCUAAUUCUAGUUGUUUUUUAUUUAUUAUAUUGUGACUUAGAUAUAUUUUUAAGGUAGCUGUUUUGGUCUUAUUAGUACUGUGUUACUUUGAUAUCUAUUAUAAACUGAAAUAUAAUUUCUAAUCAAAAAGACAAUGAAAACAUUUUU